Messenger RNA from Drosophila nasuta, 539 nucleotides. RefSeq names its product small ubiquitin-related modifier 3-like. Bases 93 to 392 code for a protein of 99 amino acids. The transcript has 3 exons. The record is from RefSeq and is a predicted model, not a curated record. Gene Ontology annotation, molecular function: protein binding. Lineage: Eukaryota; Metazoa; Arthropoda; Insecta; Diptera; Drosophilidae.
CUAUUAGUUGUUGUUCUUGGAGUUUACGUAUCGGCGUAGAGAGUGAAUUUAGUGUAAAUUGUAGCACAACAAAAUAAACAACCGCGAACAAUAUGUCUGAGGAAAAAAAGGCUGAAACUGAGCAUAUCAAUCUGAAGGUGUUGGGACAGGAUAAUGCCGUCGUUCAAUUCAAAAUCAAGAAGCAUACUCCUUUGCGCAAGCUAAUGAAUGCUUAUUGUGAUCGCGCUGGCCUUUCAAUGCAAGUGGUGCGUUUCCGUUUUGAUGGCCAGCCAAUCAACGAGAACGAUACGCCUACAUCUCUGGAAAUGGAGGAGGGCGAUACAAUUGAAGUCUAUCAGCAGCAAACUGGCGGCGGUUCUUUCAUAUCUCAGCAACAACAACAACAAUUGUAAUAUUCCAACAACAACAGCAGCAACAACAUGAAUUAUUCCAGUUUUUAACGAUACAUAACUAUAUAUAUUUUUUUGUCCCAUUGUACCGUCUCACUUCUUGAAUUGUACAAAAUGCAUGCACAUAAUAAAACGUAUUUUUAGCAAGUA